CUUAUUAAGCAAUUUUAUAUUAUCUAAAAUAUAUAUUACAUGUUUAAUUCACCUUUAUGUAGUUUAUUUCUACGUAUAUAUGGAUAUACACAUGCCCACAGUUGCCCUUUUCCAAAGAGGACUGUGUUGUACUUCUUUUUAGGGUGAUGAGGCAACAGUACUUAACAUCUCUGUCCAGAGAGCUUAAUCUCUUUGCUUAUUCUUGAUCUUUUUUUUAGUCUAAAUCAAAGUCUUCUCUUUCAGAUACCUUCUUGAAAUAAAAAAUUUUCCUACCUGCUCAUACUUGGUGACUGAGGGAUUACUGAGACCCCCCUUCGUGCUCAUUUUUGAGUAUUGUCUGAACUAUUCCUGACACUAUGAAUGCUAUUUGGAUGCCUCUUAAGUCUGUUCUCUGGGGAGGCAGUAAAGGGCCGUGGAGCUGGCCUCGGCACCGGGAGAGGCUGGACUUCCUGUCUCUCUGUGCUGAAUGGCUGCGAUGGCGCCCGCUCUCACUGACGCAGCAGCUGAAGCACACCAUAUCCGGUUCAAACUGGCUCCCCCAUCCUCCACUUUGUCCCCUGGCAGUGCCGAAAACAACGGCAACGCCAACAUCCUUAUUGCUGCCAACGGAACCAAAAGAAAAGCCAUUGCUGCAGAGGAUCCCAGUCUAGACUUCCGAAAUAACCCUAAGGAAGACUUGGGAAAGCUGCAACCACUGGUGGCGUCUUAUCUCUGCUCCGAUGUAACACCUGUUUCCUCAAAGGAGUCAUUGAAAUUGCAAGGUGUCUUCAGCAAGCAGACAGUCCUUAAAUCUCACCCUUUCUUAUCUCAGUCCUAUGAACUCCGAGCUGAGCUGUUGGGGAGACAGCCAGUUUUGGAGUUUUCCUUAGAAAAUCUUAGAACCAUGAAUACGAGUGGUCAGACGGCUCUGCCACAAGCACCUGUAAAUGGGUUGGCUAAGAAAUUGACUAAAAGUUCAACACAUUCUGAUCAUGACAAUUCCAGUCCCCUCAAUGGGGGAAAACGAACUCUCACUUCAUCUUCUCAGGGGGGUGAAAUGGUGGCAUCUGAAUCUGGGGACUUGAAGGGGGGUAUGACCAAUUGCACUCUUCCACAUAGAAGCCUUGAUGUAGAACACACAACUACAUUUAGCAAUAAUAGCACUGCAAACAAAUCUUCUGCAAAUUCCAUGGAACAGCCAGCACUUCAAGGAAGCAGUAGGUUAUUACCUGGCACAGACUCCAGUUCUAACUUGGGGUGUGUCAAGUUAGAGGGUAAAAAGUCUCCCCUGUCUUCCAUUCUUUCCAGUGCUUUAGAUUCUGACACAAGGAUAACAGCUUUACUGCGGCGGCAGGUUGAUAUUGAGAACCGUGCCCGCAGGUUACAGAAGCGCUUACAGGUUGUACAAGCCAAGCAGGUGGAGAGGCAUAUACAGCAUCAGCUGGGUGGAUUUUUAGAGAAAACUUGGAGCAAACUGCCAAAUUUGGAAUCCUUGAGGCCCCGAAGCCAGUUGAUGCUGACUCGAAAGGCUGAAGCUGCAUUGAGAAAAGCUGCCAGUGAGACCACCACUUCAGAGGGACUUAGCAACUUCCUGAAAAGCGAUUCGAUUUCAGAAGAAUUGGAGAGAUUUACAGCUAGUGGUAUAGCCAACUUGAGGUGCAGUGAACAAGCAUUUGAUUCAGAUGUCACUGACAGUAGCUCAGGAGGAGAGUCUGAUAUUGAAGAAGAAGAACUGACGAGAGCUGAUCCUGAGCAGCGCCAUGUACCCCUGAGGCGCAGGUCAGAAUGGAGAUGGGCUGCAGACCGAGCAGCUAUUGUCAGCCGCUGGAACUGGCUUCAGGCUCAUGUUUCCGACUUGGAAUAUCGAAUUCGGCAGCAAACAGAUAUUUACAAACAGAUACGUGCUAAUAAGGGGUUGAUAGUUCUUGGAGAGGCGUCUCCUCCAGAGCAUACAACAGCAGACUUAUUUCUUCCACUUAGUUCUGAGGUCAAGACAGAUCAUGGGAGUGAUAAAUUGACCGAGUCUGUUUCUCAGCCACUGGAAAACCAUGGUGCCUCUGGUCAUCCUGCAGAGUCAUUAUCUACCAAAUCAUAUGGAGCAUUGAGACCUGUCAAUGGAGUUAUUAACACUCUUCAGCCUGUCUUGGCAGACCACAUUCCAGGGGACAGCUCUGAUGCUGAGGAACAAUUACAUAAAAAACAACGACUGAAUCUAGUUUCUUCAUCAACUGAUGGCACCUGUGUGGCUGCCCGAACACGUCCCGUGCUGAGCUGUAAGAAACGGAGGCUUGUUCGACCCAACAGCAUCGUUCCUCUUUCCAAGAAGGUUCACCGCAACAGCCCGAUGCGCUCUGGCUGUGAUGUGAAUCCCUUCUGUGCACUGUGUGGCUCAGGCAGUGCCAACACCAUGCCUCCAGAAAUCCACUACGAAGCCCCUCUGUUGGAACGCCUUUCCCAGUUGGACUCUUGUGUUCACCCAGUUCUGGCAUUUCCAGAUGAUGUUCCCACAAGCCUGCACUUCCAGAGCAUGCUGAAAUCACAGUGGCAGAAUAAACCUUUUGACAAAGUCAAACCUCCCAAAAAAUUUUCAUUUAAGCACAGAGCACCCAUGCCAGGCAGUCUGCCAGAUCCAACUCGUAAAGACAGGCACAAGUUGGUCAGCUCCUUCCUAACAACAGCCAUGUUGAAGCAUCACACAGAUUUGAGCAGUUCGAGCUACUUGGCAGCCUCCCACCACUCACCGCACAGUCCCUUGGUGCGACAGCUCUCCACCUCAUCAGACACCUCUGCAUCCACCAGCUCCAGCCCCCAGGUUACAGCCAGCACAUCUCAGCCAAUAAGGAGGAGAAGGGGGGAGAGCUCAUUUGAUAUCAACAACAUCGUCAUCCCAAUGUCUGUUGCUGCAACAACCCGUGUAGAGAAAUUGCAAUACAAGGAAAUCCUUACUCCCAGCUGGCGGGAGGUCGAUCUUCGAUCUCUGAAGGGGAAUCCUGACGAAGAGAACGAGGAGAUCGAGGACCUGUCUGAUGCAGCCUUCGCCGCCCUGCAUGCCAAAUGUGAGGAGAUGGAGAGGGCUAGGUGGCUGUGGACCACAAGCGUGCCACCCCAGCGGCGGGGCAGCAGGUCUUACAGGUCAUCAGACGGCCGGACAACCCCACAGCUGGGUUGUGCCAACCCCUCCACCCCCCAGCCCGCCUCUCCUGAUGUCAGUAGUAGCCACUCUUUGUCGGAGUUCUCCCACGGUCAAUCCCCUAGGAGCCCCAUCAGCCCAGAACUGCACUCGGCCCCCCUCACCCCUGUAGCACGGGACACUCUACGACACCUAGCCAGUGAAGACACACGCUGUUCCACGCCAGAGCUGGGGCUGGAUGAACAGUCUGUCCAGCCAUGGGAGCGGCGAACCUUCCCCCUGGCGUACAGUCCCCAGGCAGAGUGUGAGGACCAACUGGAUGCGCAGGAACGGGCAGCCCGCUGCACUCGGCGCACCUCAGGCAACAACAAGACUGGCCGGGAGACAGAGGUGGCACCCACUUCACCUCCCAUUGUCCCCCUCAAGAGUCGGCAUCUGACAGCAACAGUUACAACUCAGCGUCCAACUCACAGAUGAGCGGGAUACGAGAAUCUAAACAGACUCACUAACUAUUGGCAUUAAAGCUUCAGAAAUCUCUGCGUUUGAUAUUCAAACAUCAUAUGCCGGAAAUUUUCACGGUUUUUAGUGAAUUUAAACAAUUUAGAUUCUACUUUGGUAUUUUUUUUUCCCUUGUUUUGAUUUUUGUUCUGUUUUGGUUUUGGUUUCCAUGUUUUGUUGUCACACACCUGAGCACUUCCUCCAGUUGGCAAACAGAAGUUCAGGAUAAGACCCUGCCAGCCUGGUCCUGGCACAUCCUCUGCACUGUUGAAUCACUGGACUUAGCGAUGUUUGAUGAUCGCCUCUCCCUCGCACCUGUGGGCAGGGUGGGACAGCCAAGUGGGCAGAGGGAAUGGAAAGCCCCAGCUCAGUAUUGCCCCCUUAGGUUAGGGUGGGAGAGAGCAGCUCCCUCCUCAGCCCUCCCCUCCCCUCCCGUCCCCUCCCAUUCGUGGCUUGGCUCAGCUCCAGCCCUCCUGGCUGGGUCUCCCUUGGUCAUCUGUGCUGGAGCACCCCCGUCAGAGUCUCUUAGCCAUAACUGCCAGCUGGAAUGGCUUCCCCCUGUCAUCCAGAUCUCGCAGAUGAAUGUUGGGUUUCCUCUGCAUUUGGUUAUCUUUGUUUUGACUCCUUAACUGCAGUUAAACUGGCUGCGGCUGCUCAGGUCCCCAUCCUGCCCCUUUGUGCCCUCUCGUCUGCUCCCCCAUGCCAUACAUACCCACACACAGCAGUCCUUCCACUUGGACUUUUUUACCCUGUCCUGGUCCAUGAAGGUAGAGUUAGGACUACUUAACCUCUAUUCCUACUCCUCUGCAAACCUAGGGGUCUGGGAAGUGAGCAGCCAUCUCCUCUGUGUAAUUCCGUUUCCCUGGCUGAUUCAGUCAUGUUUCCUCCCCAUCCAGUUCCCUGUCAGUGUCAGUUCGGCCCUUUGUCUUUUAAGUUCCCCUUUCCUGUGGAACGUUGUCUGGUCCUAGCUGUGGUUCCCAUCACUCUCCAUUAUCACCCCCUGGUUGUUAACCUUGUGCCUGUCUCAUGUAUGAUUACAUUACCAAAAAGGGGGCAAUAAGGACUUUUUUUUUUUUUUUUCCAUUUUGUAAUCAUAUAAAAAUAGUAGACAAGCUGCUUAAUGGUUGGGGUUUUUUCACAAUUUUCAACAUUAGUGAUUUUUUUGAUUCUGUUUGCAAUUUAAAGGGUUUGUCAUUGUUUCUUUAAAAAAACAAUAAUGCACCAUAUCCCUAUGCAUAAAGUGCUUCUUCUAUUUAUAAGGUUGAAAAUUCUGAAUAACCCUUUUAGCAUUGUAAAAAAAAAAAACAAAAACAAAAAUGGAAAAAAAAACCUUGUAUUUUGUAAAUAUUUUCUUUUUCUGCUUUGAGCUGUGUAUUGGCAGCGAGACAUGUAGCUGUCUUUGUUCUAUAGAAAUGCUUUUCUUCAGAGAAGCUGAUCUUUGUUAAUGUCUUGAUUCUGUUCGCAAAGCACAGACUAGUGCUUUAAAAAAAAAAGAAAGGAAAAAGUGAAAAAAAUAAUAAAAAAAAGUUACAGAA
Molecule: messenger RNA, 5142 nt
Organism: Miniopterus natalensis
Lineage: Eukaryota; Metazoa; Chordata; Mammalia; Chiroptera; Miniopteridae
Source: RefSeq, a predicted model, not a curated record